Drosophila hydei is the source of this 2281-nucleotide messenger RNA. It is a transcript of the gene Cyp49a1, whose product is annotated as probable cytochrome P450 49a1. The coding region runs from base 183 to 1961 and encodes 592 amino acids. The transcript has 14 exons. The record is from RefSeq and is a predicted model, not a curated record. Gene Ontology annotation, molecular function: heme binding; oxidoreductase activity, acting on paired donors, with incorporation or reduction of molecular oxygen; monooxygenase activity. Lineage: Eukaryota; Metazoa; Arthropoda; Insecta; Diptera; Drosophilidae.
UAGUGCGUCGCGUUUGCUCUGCGAGGCAGCUGGCAAAAGCGGAGUUACGACUUUCGGUUCGUCUAUUGGCCAACAAGUUUGCAAGCUAGCGUGACGCUUUGAUGUUUCAAGUGGAAGUGGAAGUGCCACACCAACACAACCAAACGACGACAAAGUAUUGAAAGGCUUCGAAAAAAGAAAAUAUGUCAAGCAUACGGAAGACCACAGUGGCGCUGAUAAAGCGCAGCAGCUACUCCGCCACGUCGACGCUGUUGCCCAGUGCCGGAGGCGGGGCUGCCGAUGCAGCCGCACCACAUGAUGGCGUGGGCGUGGCAACGGAAAUUGAAAAAUCCCUGGCGUCUGGAGCGAUGCAGCGACAGCGACAACAGCAGCAGCAACAAAAGCAGCGAAUGAAUACUGCAAUCAGCAGUAACACAGCAGCAGCAGCAGCAGCAGUAAAAGCAACAGCAACAAAAGCAACAACAGCGAAAACUGCGUCUGCUGUGCGUCCCUAUGCGGAGGUGCCUGGGCCUUAUCCGUUGCCAUUGAUUGGCAAUUCCUGGCGCUUUGCGCCGCUAAUUGGCACGUACAAAAUUAGCGACCUCGACAAGGUAAUGCACGAGCUGCAUAUCAACUAUGGCAAAAUGGCCAAAGUGGGCGGACUUAUUGGACAUCCGGAUUUGCUGUUUGUGUUCGACGGCGACGAAAUACGCAAUAUAUUCAAAAAGGAGGAGGCCAUGCCGCACAGACCCUCGAUGCCAUCGCUGCGACACUACAAGGGUGAACUGCGACGCGACUUCUUUGGCGAUGUGGCUGGUCUAAUUGGCGUGCACGGUCCCAAGUGGGAGGCUUUUCGCCAGGAGGUGCAGCAAAUACUGCUGCAGCCGCAAACGGCCAAGAAGUACAUACCGCCGCUGAAUGAUAUAGCCAGCGAGUUUAUGGUGCGCAUAGACCAGAUGCGCAACGAGCGGCAGGAGCUGCCCGACAAUUUUCUGCACGAACUGUACAAAUGGGCGCUCGAAUCUGUGGGUCGCGUCUCGCUGGACACACGCCUGGGCUGCUUGUCACCGGAGGGCAGCGUUGAGGCGCAACAAAUUAUUGAGGCCAUCAAUACGUUCUUCUGGGCGGUGCCAGAACUGGAGCUUCGCAUGCCGCUGUGGCGUCUCUAUCCCACCAAAGCCUAUCGCAGCUUUGUGCGCGCCUUAGAUCAAUUUUCAGCCAUUUGCAUGAAGAACAUCAGCCAGACGAUGGACAAGGCCGACAUGGACCAGGCCAGCGAUGUACCCAAAAACGAGGCAGACAUCUCCAUUGUGGAGCGCAUCGUUCGCAAAACAGGCAAUCGCAAGCUGGCAGCUGUCCUGGCCCUGGAUCUGUUUCUCGUGGGCGUCGACACGACCUCGGUCGCCGCCUCGUCGACCAUUUAUCAGUUGGCCAAGAAUCCAGAGAAGCAGCAGCGCUUGUUUGAGGAAUUGAAACGUGUGUUUCCAACGCGCGAUGCCCAAAUCAAUCAGCACGUGCUUGAGCAGAUGCCGUAUAUGAGGGCGUGCGUCAAGGAGACGCUGCGGAUGAAGCCGGUUGUCAUUGCAAAUGGACGCAAUUUGCAGGCGGAUGCAGUUAUCAAUGGCUACCAUGUGCCAAAGGGCACUCACGUCAUCUUUCCACAUUUGGUGGUGUCAAAUGAUCCCACAUAUUUCCCGGAACCCAAACGUUUUCUGCCCGAGCGUUGGCUCAAACAGGGCGCAGCUGAAGGCUGCCCGCAUGCUGGUCAAAAGAUACAUCCGUUCGUUAGCCUGCCAUUUGGCUACGGUCGUCGCAUGUGCGUGGGUCGACGUUUCGCCGAAAUCGAACUGCAUACGCUGCUAGCCAAGAUCUUUCGCAAAUACCAGGUAUCCUAUAAUUCCGAUGAAUUCGUUUACCGCGUCAAUUCCACGUAUAUACCCGAAUCGCCGUUAAACUUCAAAUUGACGCCACGCGAAGAGUAGGAGUAAAGGAGCAGCAGCAGCAGUGGCCGUUGAGGAUUUGCAGCUGUCAGACCACGCGGCGGCUGUGUGAUAUUUUUAGCAGCACGCAUAUUUUUAUUGUUGUUAUUUGCUGUUUGCUGUUUGCUUUUCAUUUGCUUGGCUGUCACGCGCUUCUCCUUUUCUUAAUUAAGCAAAUGUAGCUGAGCCGGGACAGCUACAGCAACAGCAACAGUAGCUUUGUACAUACGCACAUACCAUAUAUAUAUAUAUAUAUAUAUAUAUAUCUUUGUUUAUGUAUUCGUGUUAGUCAUCAAUUCUAGUUUUACUGUACGCCACCAAAA